Molecule: messenger RNA, 3556 nt
Organism: Punica granatum (pomegranate)
Lineage: Eukaryota; Viridiplantae; Streptophyta; Magnoliopsida; Myrtales; Lythraceae
Source: RefSeq, a predicted model, not a curated record
AUCCAGAUCUUGCAGACAAAAGAAGUUUCCCCUCACAACACUCCCUCCAUCCCUCUCUCUAUCCUGCAUUCCUCUCCUUUUUUAUCCCUUUUUCUCUCAGGACAGCCAGAACAGUUGAAUUGGGAUUCAUAUUGUGAAUGAGUAAACCCAGAAGAAGACAUGAAUUGGGUUGAAGAAGAAGAAGGAGGAGGAGGAGGAGGCCAAGCAACACCAUCACAGUCCCAACACAAUUCACCAUGAAAGCUUCCAACUUGAGCUUCAGCCUCUUCUUGACACUCACCUUCCUCCUCUCAUUGCCACUCCAGUCCCCUUCCCAACUCCUCCUUCUCCCUCAGAGGAGAAUUCUCCACCAGCCUCUGUUUCCGGCGACCUCGGCCCCGCCCCCCGAGUCCCCUCCCCCACCCCCGCCAACCCCACAGAGCCCCGAGUUCCCCGACCCGGACCAGCCCUUCUUUCCAGAGGUCCCCGGCGGCUCUACCAAUCCGCAGCAGAGCCAACCGCCGCCGUCGCCGCCGACAUCGGUCGCCGCUAAUGGGACCGCGGCGCCAAUCCCGACCGCCACGCAGCCCACUAAGCCCACCAAGAAAGUGGCCAUUGCGAUCUCGGUCGGGAUCGUCACGCUCGGGAUGCUCUCCGCGUUAGCAUUCUUCUUGUACCGGCACCGGUCGAGGCAGCCCAUCGAGACCCAGAAGCUGGUGGGGCCCCAUGACUCGGGCCGUUUCGAUCAUGACUCGAGGGCGAUGGGCGCGUCAUCGCAGCCCUCGAACUUCCUGUAUAUCGGCACGGUGGAGCCUGCCAAUGGAGGGACCAGAUCAAUGGGUGAUGGGAAUGGGAAUGGGAGUGGGAGUGGGACUUCUAGUGGAGCAAAGGGGUCGCCGUACCGGAAGCUGAACUCGAUCAAGAGAUCGGAAAGGUACCGUCCCAGCCCCGAGCUGCAGCCUCUGCCGCCACUGCCUAGGCCUCCAGUGGAAAACCCGGACCCCUCUCCAAUCUCGCCGCGUUCCUCAUCCGAGGAUGGUGAGGAGAGUCGUGACACCGGGUUCUACACUCCGAAUGGCUCCUCCGUGAGCAAUGAAGAGAGCUAUUACACUCCGAUUUCUCGGCAGAAUUAUCUAAACAAUGCGAGUACUAACAAUAAUUCUAGUACAUCGACUCUGGUUCCUCAUUCUAAGAGAACGUCUCCGAGAUCAAGGCUCUCAGCUUCUUCACCGGAGAUGAAACACGUCAUAAUUCCGUCUAUAAAGCAGGUCAUGCAACCGCCGGUGCCACCAGUUCCUCCACCAGCAGCUGCCACGCAGCGGGCCAAGGCACAGGAAAGCCCACAGAGCAUGCCAAGCCCGCCAAAAAAGCCGAAGUUCGCAUCCCCACCGCCACCUCCUAACCGGGAACUUCUCCAGUCAAUAAGCUCCUCAUCACCACGAACAAACAUAGCUCGACCACCGCCGCCGCUAACUCCUACUCCGCCACCGCCACCACCUCCACCUCCACCUCCACCUCCACGCCCGCCGCCACCUCCACCAGCUGCAGUGGCAGCUUCAGCUAUUCCUAGGAAAGUGGCAAAUCCGGAGGCCAAUGGUUCCAUCAAACUUCCACAAGAAUCAGCAGGUUCAAGAUCAUGGACUUCCAAUACCAAAACUCCCAUCACCAGGACUUCACCAGGAGCUCAGAAGGUGAGCCCUGGGGAAGAAACCAGUAGAAGCGGCAGUUCAUCGGAGAGGCAAAACGGAGACGAUAGUAAUGAAGGUAGACCCAAGCUAAAGCCUCUUCACUGGGACAAAGUCCGGGCGACUUCAGACAGAGCCACGGUGUGGGAUCAGCUGAAGUCGAGCUCGUUCCAGUUGAACGAAGAUAUGAUGGAGACACUUUUUGGAUGCAAUUCCACGAGCUCGGUCCCGAAAGAAGCAACCAGAAGGUCAGUGUUGCCCCCAGUUGAGCAGGAGAACAGGGUGUUGGAUCCCAAGAAGUCACAGAACAUAGCAAUCCUGCUGAGAGCAUUGAACGUAACGUGGGAUGAAGUGUCCGAAGCCCUUCUCGAUGGCAACCCAGAAGGCUUAGGUCCUGAGCUUCUAGAAACACUGGUAAAGAUGGCCCCGACAAAGGAGGAAGAGAUAAAGCUUCAAGCAUACGAUGGGGAUAUAUCGAAGCUGGGAUCUGCAGAACGGUUUCUCAAGGCAAUCCUUGAUAUCCCGUUUGCCUUCAAAAGAGUCGAAGCAAUGCUAUACAGAGCUAAUUUUGACGCAGAAGUCAAAUAUUUGAGGAAGUCCUUCCAGACACUAGAGACAGCCAGUGAAGAGUUGAGGAACAGCCGGUUAUUUCUUAAACUCCUUGAGGCUGUACUGAGGACAGGAAACAGAAUGAAUGUCGGGACAAACCGUGGUGAUGCCAAAGCUUUCAAGCUUGACACACUCUUAAAACUCGUAGAUAUCAAGGGAACAGAUGGCAAAACGACUCUUCUUCACUUUGUGGUUCAAGAAAUCAUCAGAUCGGAGGGCGAAAAUGCAAACUCCAAUGUUGAAAACCUUUCUAAACUGAAGGACGAUGACUUCAGGAAGCAAGGACUACAGGUGGUGGCGGGUUUGAGCCGGGACCUUGGAAACGUCAAAAAGGCUGCAGGAAUGGACUCUGAUGUCUUAAACAGCUACGUACUAAAGCUCGAGAUGGGGCUGGAGAAAGUGAGAAAUGUAUUGCAAUAUGAGAAGCCUGAGAUGCAGGGGAAGUUCUUUGAUUCGACUAAGCUGUUCCUCAGUGAAGCAGAGGACGACAUAACGAGGAUUAAGGAAGAUGAGAGGAAAGCUCUUUUACUAGUGAAAGAGGUGACGGAGUAUUUCCAUGGGGAUACUGCGAAGGAAGAGGCUCACCCUUUUAGGAUCUUUGUGAUUGUGAGGGAUUUCCUGUCGGUACUGGAUCAUGUGUGCAAGGAUGUGGGAAGUAUGCAAGAAAGGAGCGUGAUGGGUUCCGCAAGGUCAUUCCGGAUAUCUUCAACCGCUUCACUGCCGGUACUGAACCGAUACAAUGUCAGAGACACCAGGAGCUCCGAUGAGGAAAGUUUAUCCCCUUAAGAAAAUUUUUCCGUCCUAUAAUCGAGCCACAAAAUGGACUGGGAACUCCUAGUUUCUUCCACCACAAAGCAUGUUAGACAGAGUAGGAAACUAGAAAGUUUGGCUUCACAACACAAGAUCUUAUCUCCACACGACGAUCAAAGAUCCGAACCUCUUCCGGGUCAUUUUGGGCUCGGGUAGCAACAUCAGAUCAGUCCACAGGUGAAUAAGAAAGAUGCAAACCGUGACAGGACGAGAGCUGUAAUAUAGACUACAGAUGAAGGGCAAACAAAAAGAACCGCUUUUACAUCGCAGUCCCAGCACGUCUCCUAAACAGCAUAGUAAAUUUUUUGUUUUGAUUAGAAUCCCAUACGGAGUUUGAAAGCCGAAUGUCUUGAUCUUUGCUUUGUAAUGGUCAAGAUUAGCAUUUGUUUUUUAUAAUUACAAAUAAGAAAGUAGAUGCUUAUUCUUUUGAUGAACUUGUCGGCUUUAAAGGCACUAACUUGGUGCUUUUCCCA